This is a messenger RNA of Eucalyptus grandis, 2989 nucleotides long. RefSeq lists its product as uncharacterized. Bases 28 to 1740 code for a protein of 570 amino acids. The record is from RefSeq and is a predicted model, not a curated record. The transcript is spliced from 5 exons. Lineage: Eukaryota; Viridiplantae; Streptophyta; Magnoliopsida; Myrtales; Myrtaceae.
AAAAAAAAAUCGUUACCUUCAACAGCCAUGCAUUAUACUCUAUCGAUUUCAUCGGUGACCGCGGUGCAGUUCAGUCCAACCUCCCAACUCAGUCGGUGCAUCCCUCAGUGCCAUCGCGCGAUAACACUCUGCAGUCAAUCGAAGAAAGAGAAACCCGUAAUCAUGGCCUCUCUCGCUAAUAUCCACCGUCGCCGGCUGCCGAUUCAACGCUUUCCCCAGCUACCCCGUCUGGGUUUCGCCGCCCCCGUUCCGUAUCCGAACCGCGGAUCCCACCGCCGGCUCAGCAGCACCGGCGGCGACUCGUCUCGGCCCGAGCUCGGCGGGGGCAACGCGUACGAGCUGCUGGGAGUGCCGGAGACCAGCUCGUUCGCCGAAAUCAAGGCGUCGUUCCGCAGAUUGGCCAAGGAAACCCACCCUGACCUCGCCGGGUCGUUGAACGACGCCGGGACUUGUCAGCGAUUCGUUCAGAUUCUUGCAGCUUACGAGAUUCUCUCUGAUGCUGGAAAGAGGGCCCAUUAUGAUAGGUACCUUUUGACUCAGAAAAAGCUAGUACAGAAACUUUCAAGAGAGUAUUCAGUUUCUUAUGUGUACAGAUCACAUGCAACAGUAUAUAAGGAGAUGGAAGUUGUUGAAUGGUUGAAGUGGUAUAGAUAUGCUAUCAAUGAUAUAUUGUCAGAGAACAAAGUGGUCACUGGAACAGGCUAUUUUGAUAUACUUGAAGGGGACUUCUAUUCAGCAAUACGCACAGCAUAUUAUGGCCCUUGGAUUGAGUCGCUGGAUCUUCUUCCCGACUGCUUUGAAGCUGAGGAGCGGUCUCUUCAUGAAACUCCAGAGGUAUUGCACUUGGUUUCAGGCCGAUAUCUCUUUGGCAUGGUCUGUCUGGUCAACAAGAUUCCUGAAUUAGCAUCUGCCUUCCAUGAGAAGUUAAAUGCUUAUCAAUCAGCGGGUCUUGGUGAGUGUUUUAUGAGAAAUAACACGGACACUUCCAUCAAUUAUAGAAUGCAAGUAAAUGCUGAUGUUUCUCAGACAGAGACCAGUGGUACAAAUUAUGCAUCUGAUGCAUAUAAAGACCUGGAGUUACAUAUAUCUGGAAGAGUAGUGGCCAAAGCAAUAAGAUUGCCUCCCCAAAGCUGUUGCAAGGGAAUCAGAAAUGAUGAUGCUGAUGAUCAUAUAUAUGUGUUUCUCAGUUCACAUAAGGACUGCAUGGAUAAUAGCCAAGAGUUUCUUUCCUCUAGAGGCUUUGGAGUUGGGUCAACUCCACUGGGAACAGUAGUAGGACUGGGUACCAGCCCAGAAGAAGGAUCAUGCUUCGUUUAUGAUAGCAGUGGCACCAAAACCCAUGUGAUAAUGAAACACAGAACAUUUCUGGUAAAGCAUAUGCACUGGUAUCAAUGCGGAGAUAAGAUUUCCAUUUGUGAGUGCAGAAGUACUAGGGCCCGGCUACCCUCUAGCAAGUUUUGGCUGUUCGAGCCAAGGUGUGCAAUGCAUGAUAUUGGGGGCUGGUAUGUUGAAACAUUUGGAAGAGAUGAGAAAAGCAAAACAGUUCCAUCCCAGAGAUACUGGGAUGGUUUUGACGUGGAGGGACAGUUUGACAAGAGACUCCACCCAGCUGUGUAUCUACUUGCUCUUGCAUAUAGAACAUUAGAUAUUGAAGAUGUUAAGAGAAGGAAACAAACAGUCAGAGGUGUUGUGGAAGGACACCUCUUUAGACUUCUCAGUUGGUGCAAGAAGCUUGUCUAAGAGUUCACUUUUGUGUCCUAAACCUCUCCUUGCAUUUACAUAAGCUACAAAGAGCAAGCUAGCAAUAUUCUGGCCUAAAUAAGAUGCAGAAACUGCCACUUUGCUUUGAAAAGCUGACUGUUGGGAUGUCAAUUAAUCUGAUCCCUUUAGGGUGGCCUCUUGAGUUCUGAGAAUGAUGGUUGAUCACCACAUGUCCAUUUUGAUGGAAUAGAUGUCAAAGGAGAUUUGUAUGGUCUAGGGAGAUCUGUAGGACAUCUAAAGUGUCUUAUUCAUGAUACCAUGCUAAAUCAAAGUCAUACAAUUCUCGAAGUUCAAAGUCCUGGAUUACACUUCUGUGUGUGCACCAAGGAAUGUGCGAGAAACCUACAGAGCCUGCAGAACCUGCAUGUUCAGGUAGACCUGUAUGCCUUAGUUGCUCCACUGAGUUCUACCGUUUGAAUCUUUGUCUUAUGCAUGCUACCAUGCUAAAGCAAAGUCACGAUUUUUGAAGUUCAAAAGCUCUGGAUUACACUUGCGUGCGAACUAAGGAAUGUCAGAGGCAACUUUGCAGAACCUACCAAGCCUGUGGAACCUGCAUGUUCAGGUAGACCUGUAUGCCUCAGUUGCUCCACCGAGCUUAGUGUUUGGAUCUUUGGGAUACUGGGUAACUCUUAUAUGGGACUUAUAACUGCUGUUUGUUGACCAGAUGGUAUCACAAACAUCUGAAGUUUGGAUCAAGCAUCUUUACUUUAGGAACUGGAUAUCAUGGACUAAGAGGUAAAAAUGUGCGCUGAGAUAUGGAUGUGGCUGUUGUCUGAUGUUGGUUUGUUGAGGAGGAGACUCACCAACGAAGGUCUUACUUGAACUUUGCUGAUCUUUGAACCCAGAAGUUCGAUGAGCUCUAUCAGUUCACAAAUUUCAUUUUACUAGAUACCUUGGCUCAUAAGGUAACACCACUUUGACCGGUCUUUUGUGUCCUUUUUUAUUUCGGAUACAGGUUAUGGAAAGCUCUAUCUAACUUGGUCAUGGCUUGGAUGGUGAAUGAUCAGGGUGGCAUUAUUACCGUUCUGUAUCUUUGUGCAACAAGGCAAGCCAUUGUAUUUUUUUGGUGCCUAUUUCAUUGUUUUUGGGGGUUUUAUUUUGUAAAUUAGGAAACUCUGAAAGCAUAUAGAAAUUUAUAUUUUGUGCUGUAUUUCAGAAGGUUGUUGAUAAUGUACUCUUUUUAAAGAUUGCAAUGCGGAGAAUUCCAUUAUCCCAUCAGAAAUUUUAA